AUGGCUUCGAAUGGAGAAACGGCCAUCGAACAGGAUGAUGAAGAUAAAGAGGUUUGACUUGAUUUUUAAUUUUAUUUUUUUGUUUUUCAAGAUAUGAUGAAACUAAUUUUAUUUACUCAACUUUUUUUCUAAAAAUAAUGGUGUUUUGUGUUUCAGAAAGAGGAAAAGUAAUUUCGAAAAAUUUAAAAAUAAUUUAGGAAUUUCAUGUUUUUUUCUGAUUAUAAAAAAAUACAAUUAUUUGCUUUUUUAGUGAAAUUUUUUUACAAAAAAACUUGGUAAUUUACCUAGGGAAAACAAUUUAAAGUCAUUUUUUGAUAGGAAUGUUUUUUUAUGAGGAAAUAUAGUCGAAAAUGUAGGUCGUUUUUUUCAGUUUUUGAAAGCAAAUAUGCAAAAAAAUCUGCGAUGCUUUUAACAUGUGAUCGUCUCGAACAGAACUCCCGGAGUUAUUAAAAAAUGAUUUUUACUUCAAAAAAGACCUUUUUCGGUAUUUUCUCAGUUCCAAUUGAAUUCUACUUCAGGACGUCUCCUGUGAAGGCGUAAUUGGAUGUUUGCCAAACGUCUUGGACCCCGUACAUCGUCAAGAAUUGGAAGAUUUGGUGGAGAAUUUGCCGAAAGUCGUCGCCGCCAAGGAAAAUGAUCCCAGUACUUUCGAGGUAUCGUUGAAAUUCAUAUCGUUGAAUUUUAGGUUGUUUUUUGAAGCGAUUUCUGUAAUUUUAUCUCUACCUCUCCAAAUUUUAGUUAUCUUUUUCACUCUCUGACGUCUUUUUUGUUGCUUUUUGCGGGAUCAUGUUAUUUUUUCUGCAGUAGAAUUCGUAGGAAUAUGUUUUUUUAAUGGAAGUUCCCAGUUUCAGUCGUUUCUUUUAUAUCUUCAAAAAAAAUUUUUCUUACUUUUUCGAUGGGUGUGAUAGAUCAAUAAUGUUUAAUCUCAAGAACCAGUCUUUUUUUUCUACAUUUGUUGGUUUUGUAAAAAAUGAUGAUCACGUUUUUUUGUGAAAUCAAAAAAAGUGACGAAGAGGUGUUUAAAAAAAUUUAAAAAAACCUUCUUUUUUUCGGAUUUAAUCGGUAAAAAAAUGCAUAUAAAAAGGCUUUGAUAAAUAAUUUUUUUCUUCCGAAAAACACUUUUUUUCUGCAUGAUCCUGUUUAGAACAAAACGGAGAAAAAUCUUUUUUUCUUUAAAAAAACCCAGAAAAAAACCGCCUCAGAAGGUUCAUCUAACAAAGAUUUUCUGUGGUUUUCCAAUACCUUUUGAUUUCACGUUUUUUUAUCAGCUUCAUAAAAAAAUAUGACUAAAAGUACCUGAAGAUCUACUGUGGCUUGGAAAAAGGAGCUCAGCAGGCUUUUUUCCAUCAAUUUAGGAUCUUCUAGUGGGUCACUUUCAUUUCCUUCCGAGGGUCCUUAAAGGAAUUUCUAAGCUCCAAAACUUAAAUUUUCUUUUUUUUUAAUCAAAAAUAGUAUAUUCCAGAAAUCGAUCGAUCGUUUCUCGAACCUUCUCUACCUCUACCACGAACAAUCCAACCUUCUGGAUUCCCUAAUUCCGUCGAUGUUGAAGAAUUUGUUGGAAUAUGUGACCCUGCCAAGUUCUGGUGAUCCUCAUAGAUUAUUCUGGAUUAAAUGGAUUUUUUAGAUUCGAAAAAAGAGCUCGAUUCGCUGUCCAACGAAUCUUUGGCCUAUAUUGCUCAUCUGAGCAUUGUUCGAGGCUAUAAAGUCAUCGUUCGGCUUUUGCCUCAUCAGGUUGGUUUAAUUAUUAUUUUUUUUCAUAUUGGAUUCAUUUAGAUUUAUUAAUUUAUCCAUUCAUUUUGAAGAAAUACAAAAAAUGAGUUAAAAAAAUAAAGAAACAAGUUUGAAAAUAGUAUGAAUAUGAAUCUAACCCAUUUUGGGUUGAAAAAUGCGGAAAAUAUUGACUUUAAUCUUUUUUUUUCGAAGUUUUUUUAGUAGUUUACUCAUUGGAAAAAUGCAGAAAAAUGAAGUUACAAAAAAAGUGAAGCUCAAAAAAAUUAAAGAAAUAGUACGAAAAACAGUGGGAUUUUUUUACAAUUUAACGUCGUUUUUUUGGUCAAAAAAAUUGGUUUGAUUAUCCAUUUUUUUGCCUUUUUUUAUUAUUGAAAAAGGUCAGAAUAAGGCAUUUUACUGCAUAAUCUUUCAUACAGACCGUAAUUUUAUUUUUUUUCGAAGCUUUCAACAGUUUUUUUAUGGUUAAAUGAAGUUCUGAAAAAGAAAGUUUGAAAUUUGAAGAAAUAAGUUUUGAAAAAAAGGCUAUAUUAACAAUUUAACUACGUUUUUUUAGUCGAAAAAAUUGGGUUUUUUUCAUUUCUACUACCAAAAAUGUUUCUUACUGAACAAUUAGAAAUGAGUGAGAAAAAAAUUUUUUUCUUCUUUGUUUCGAAAAAUUCUACUUAAGUAAAGUCGGAAUGGUGGGUAGGGGCCGCUAAAAGGGGGAGGCUCAAAAAAAGCCGCAGAAAGGCAGCAAAAAGGUUCCCUUUAUCAUGCCUUCUACUUUUUUUUGGGUUUUUAAAGGCUCAAUAAAAGGUAGAAAAAGGAAGAGGCAGCAAAAAUGGUGCACAAGGGCCGAUGAAAUGACGCAAAAAGGAAGCAAAAAAGGAAAAUGUCCAUUGGGCCUUUUUCCACCCUUUCCGACUUUGUCUAUCUAUAGGAAUUUUCAGAAAUUUAGGAAUUGAAAGGUCUUUAUGCCGUGUUCAACGUGAUUUCGCGGUAGUUAUUCCAUAUAAUUAUUCCUAGGUUCACUAUCUCGACAGACUUCUCCUGGCCUUGGAAGGCUUUUCCGGGCCGGUCGGAUCGGAUCAUCCGCAGCGAAAUAUUUUGCUUCUGUGGCUUUGGAUCGUCGUCAGGAAUCCGUUCGACUUGAGGAGGUGAUUGGAAAAAAAAACAUAGACUAUGUUUUCACUGCUUUCGGUGCUUUGAUACAGAAAAAAAUGAUUUAAAAACUAUGGUUUCUUAUAAAAAAUAAAAAAUUAAGACGUGGCCAGCAUUUUUGGCAUUUUUUAUCACAACUGAGGUCUCGUUUUAGCCUACUUGGGUCUUUGAUUUUCAAAAUGCUGUUUUUCCGUUUCAAAAAAGUCAGGUUCUAAAUUGGCGCCAAAACGCAUCGCAACCGCUUCGCACAUUAACCACAACUGACGAAAAUUGUUGAAAAGACGGUUUUUGUAGAUGCCAUUUGACUAUCUUAGGAGCUUCAGAGUGGUCACUUUAGGGCAACUUUUGAGGGUCCUUGAAGGUGGAAGGUUCUCCCUCCCCCCCUCCACUCCAAAGGACCACGAAGCUUGAAAAAGUGGUCCCUGUAGGAGUUUCUGUUGGUUGAACCUAUAAGGAACUUUUUUUAGUCAUUUAUUGUUAUAAAUUUAUGAAAAAAAUUAAAUGAAUUGGCUUUUAUUUUUAAUCGAAAAAUAUGAAAAAGAGGUUCUAUUGAAAAAUUUUUCUCUUUUUAAAUUCAGUGUGUUUAAUCAAUAUGAAGGGUGAGAAGAUACAUAUGAGGAGGACAUUACUAUGAAAAAGGUUUUAGGAUUUCUGAAAUUUCUUAGAGGAGAAAGGGUUUAAAGAUGAGGGGGGGGAAUGUAGUCAUCCAUAUCCGAUAUCGAUUGUUGUCGGCAGAGGUCAAAAGUUACGAAGAGGUAGAUUAAAUUUAUGUUCUUGUGGAAGUCUAUAUUGAAAAUAUAAAGGUAGAAAAUUAAGGAAUUUUUAUUCAGAUCCAAAUUUUUGGAUCUGAAUAAAAAUUUGAAAGAUUCCUAUAGGGUACACUUGAGCUUUAGCGGCUAAGAGGUGAGACUCUAGAGCGAUUACAUUAAAUUUACCCCUAGAGGGACCACUUUUUCGGCCCCUUUAGUGACUGUUUUAUCCCCUAAACCCUAUAGAGGCCCCUCUGGCGUUCCUCAGCUUGUCUGGUAAACAUUUGAAAGAUCCCUAUAGGGUCUACUCGAGCUUUAGGGGCUGAGGUGAGGCUCUAAACCCCCAUAGGGACCACGUUGAAUUCACCCUAUAGUGAUCCUUUUUUCGGCCCCUAUAGGGGUUGUUAUAUCCCCUAAACCCUAUAGGGACACCUCUGGCGUUCCUCAGCUUGUUCUGGUAAAAAUUUGAAAGAACCCUAUAGGGUCCACUCGAGCUUUAGGGGCUGAGGUGAGACUCUAGAGCGACCACAUUGAUUUUACCCCUAGCGGGAUCAUUUUUUUUUCGGCCCCUUUAGUGACUGUUUCAUCCCCUAAACCCUAUAGGGACAUCUCUGGCGUUCCUCAGCUAGUUCUGGAAAAAAUUUGAAGGAUCGCUAUAGGGUCCACUCGAGCUUUAGCGGCUAAGAGGUGAGACUCUAGAGCGACCACAUUAAAUUUACCCCUAGAGGGACCACUUUUUCGGCCCCUAUAAUGGCUGUUUGUUCUCCAAAUCCCUAUAGAGGCCUCUCUGGCGUUCCUCAGCUUGUUCUGGAAAAAAUUUGAAGGAUCGCUAUAGGGUCCACUCGAGCUUUAGCGGCUAAGAGGUGAGACUCUAGAGCGACCACAUUAAAUUUACCCCUAGAGGGACCACUUUUUCGGCCCCUAUAAUGGCUGUUUGUUCUCCAAAUCCCUAUAGAGGCCUCUCUGGCGUUCCUCAGCUUGUUCUGGAAAAAAUUUGAAGGAUCCCUAUAGGGUCCACUCGAGCUUUAGCGGCUAAGAGGUGAGACUCUAGAGCGACCACAUUAAAUUUACCCCUAGAGGGACCACUUUUUCGGCCCCUAUAAUGGCUGUUUGUUCUCCAAAUCCCUAUAGAGGCCUCUCUGGCGUUCCUCAGCUUGUUCUGGAAAAAAUUUGAAGGAUCCCUAUAGGGUCCACUCGAGCUUUAGCGGCUAAGAGGUGAGACUCUAGAGCGACCACAUUAAAUUUACCCCUAGAGGGACCACUUUUUCGGCCCCUAUAAUGGCUGUUUGUUCUCCAAAUCCCUAUAGAGGCCUCUCUGGCGUUCCUCAGCUUGUUCUGGAAAAAAUUUGAAGGAUCCCUAUAGGGUCCAAUCGAGCUUUAGCGGCUAAGAGGUGAGACUCUAGAGCGAUUACAUUAAAUUUACCCCUAGAGGGACCACUUCUUCGGCCUCUAUAGGGGUUUUUCCACCAAACCCCUAUAGAGGCCCUUCUGGCGUUCCUUAGCAGAUUUUCUACGGUCAUUCUUGAGGUUUGACGCUACUGGCGACGCUGGAAGGACGCUAAAUCGAAUUCUGAACGUUUCGUUCCCCUACUUGGACUGGGAAUGGAACAGUAGUCAGGUUAAUGAUCCCUCAAUAAUUAUUCAAUUAAUAUUUGCAGUAUUCGGCGUCCCUGGUGAUCGCCCAAUGCUUGUCCAGAAGCGACGGGGUUCCCUUGAUUCCUGAUAUUUUGGAUCGGCAGCUUAGGAGAAUUUCCGAAGGCCCCAGGCAAACUCUGUCUUCACUUCUGCUCCUUUUGGCCAUCUUGAAACAUGUCAGUUGAUAAGUUUUCAAUGGAAAUGGAGUACUAGUGGAAGGAAAAAGCUUUAUAUUAUGAAAUAAUUUUUGGCAAUUUCAAAAAUCAAUUUCUUAAAAUGAUUCAGCGAAAUGCGCAAAAUUGAAUUUAUAGCCCUUUUUAGAAAAAUUGAGCUCUACAACGAUAUAACUACAGUGCCUUUUGAGCGCGUAUUUGAAAUUUCCGUUAAAAAUUUCCAAAUAAGUUCAAAUUUGAAGUUUCGCGGGUAAAAUCGCUAUCUCGUUGUAGGACCCCAAUUUUUUUCAGGGAUCAUGAAACUUAAAAUCUAGCUUUUUCCGUUAAAAUCUUCUAUGAAAUUGGCUUUUCUCCUUGCUUUUUGGGCUUUGGUACCGAAAAACUGUUGUAAAUUAGUUAUAUUUGCUAGGAAAAAAAAAUAAACGACUUGAAUUUAAAUAUAUUAAAAACGAUUUAGGUGUUUAGGAAAGUUUUGCGAAGAAUUCAAAUUUGAAUUAAAGCACUUUUUUUAAUUAUUCAUUAAUUUUAGAGAUAUCAAAUGUUUGAAUUCGAGUUGUUUUUUUUAAUUAAUAGUGGCUUUAUAAAGGCAUGGUAAUGUUAUUAUUGAAUUAAGGGACCAUUUGAAGGUUUUUUUGAAACAGUGAAGUUAGUUUGUAAAAAAAGAAAGAAAGUAAGCUCGAAGAAGGGCGAAAAUCCGCGAUAAAUAGAUAAACAUGUUCCGCUUUCAAAUAAUUUUUUUAAAGGGUAAUUUUUCAAAAAAAUACGUUUUUGACUUUAUGAGAGAAAUGGUCAUGUUCUGUACAGUCUGUGUGCCACGACUUGAAAUUUCACGGAACGACAUUCCGCUGUUCCGCUGCGUGCGUUCGCGAAGCGUCUUUCGAAUCUAGGUCACGCUUUCAAGUGAUUGUUAUUGCUGUGGGAGCACAUUAAAGAAUAGUACCUUAAUUAAAGAAAAAAAGAAUUAAAAGCGCGACCGAGGUUCGCAAAGGCGCGCAGCGGCACAGCGGAAUGUCGUUUGGCGAAAUUCCAAGUCGUAGUACACAAGCUAUAGAUGAGGUAGGCGAAAAAUCCAUGUUAUUUUUCAAUCCGAUUUUCGCUAAUUAUGAUAAAUAUGAUAAUUUUUUUCUCCUUUUGAAUUUUCCUAUAUAAAAAUAAGAAGUUGAUUUAUGAUUAAAAACACAAAGAAAAGGGAAAAAAAUUUUUUUCUAACCAAAAAAAUAUAAGAAAAAAGUAAGGAAAUAGUCGGAAAAAGUCGCCAUUCGAAUUUUUCCCUUUUUUUCUCAAACCACCAGAAAAAAAGCAAAUUUUUUUUUGUUUUUAAUAAUAACCUUUCAUUGGCAUUGUAACAUUUUUGUUGAAUUCAUAAAGAAUUUGAAGGUUUUUUUAGAAUCAGUAAACAUAGUUUAUUGAAGGAAGAGAGAAAGUAAGCUUGAAAAUUUGGUGGUAUGAAAAAAAGACCAGCGAAAAUUCAAACGGCGACUUUUCCGAUUUUUUCGUAUCGCUGCGGAACUUUCCGACUUUUUUCCCUUAUAUUUUUCGGUUUAUAAAACAUCAUUUAACAUUUUUUUUCCUAUUUCUUUGUGUUUUUAAUCAUGAAUUAUUAACUGUUGUAUAUAGGAAGAUUUAAAACGAAGAUUUUAUCGAGAAAAAAGUCGGAAAAAGAUUCGUUGGAAAAGUGGCCGUCGGAAAAUUCCCUAGCAAAAAAAAUCGGAAAAGUCGCCGUUUGUAUUUUCGCUGGUCUUUUUUUUCAUACCACCAAAAAUUUGCUGGUUUUUUUUUCGUAUCACUCAUUUUCUCGCAAGGAGCGCAGUAUACACAGACGAAUCGAGAGGGUACCAUAAUGUGUCCACAAAGAUACCUUUCAAAAUGGGUCGAGAAAAAUAUGUCCAUCCUGAGACCUCCAGCAUACCUUUUAGCUAUAUCUGAGCCAUCUCGGAGGUCCUUGAGACCCUCAGUCUAUCUCAUUUUGCUCAAAAACCUCAGAGAUAUAUUCGAGGUACCAACGGGAGACUUCAGACCCUGCGAUAUACCUCAGAGGGUCUCGCGAGACCCUUCCUCAAUUCGCCAAUGUACCCGAAAAUAUACAGGUGGACCGGCUCCACCUCGUCAACCACGUUGACAAGAUUGUCGACACCGUCGCUCCGUUAUUUCCUCUCGAACCUUCCAAAGGCGUCUUGACGUGCAAAAGCCUCGUGAAAGUCGCCCAACGCGUCGCUUUGGUCCUUCUCAGGCCCAAACUCGCCGCUUGGAGAUAUAAGUCAGUUUUUUCGUUGUUUAAAAAUAAAAAAUGUAUCUGAAAACAAAAAAUGGAGCCCUUAAUAGUGACGUCAUAGCGACCCCCAAAAAAUUAUGAAAUUAAAAAAAUUAAAAAAAUCCACUAUGGAGCUCAAAAAGAACUUUUUUUACACCCUUUGUAAAGAAAAAGGCCCAAAAAGAAGGAUAUUUCUAAUUUUGCACGACGAGAUUUAAGUGAUUUUUAAAUUCGAACGAUUUUCGCGAAUUUUUUUUCAGAAAGAUAAAUAUAUCAAAAAAAUCAGAUUUUGAGGUUUUUUUACCAAGGGAGUUAACUUGGCAAAUUUAACAAGAGAUGAUAAUUUUACUAAAUUUGGUUGCUUUUUUUGACCUUUAGAAAAAUUGUCAGAGUCUCGCCGCAAGGUGGUUUUUGGCUCUUGUUUACGAAUAAACCAAACUUUUGUGAAGGAAAUAAAAUGCAAAAAUGCGUUAUUAUAAAAAAAGAAUCAAAAAGACAAAAAAAUUGGACCACGAAUUUUGAUAAUUUUGAAGUCUGAAAAAGUAUCUUUGAAAAAUCUGAAAUCAUCAUAAAUCAGUUAUUUGAGGCCUUUCGAAAUAAAUGAGUUCACUUUUUUUAUUCCUCAAAUUUUUUUUAUCUAGUUUAGUUGCUUUUUUUAUAGUUUCUAGUUCAAAGUUUCUCUUUCUUGGUUGAAAAAAAUUGCAAGAAAAAUAGUCAAAUUCCAACAUUUUAUCUUGCAGAAGAGGAAAGCGAAGGCUGGAUGAGAACUUGAAUAGUGUGGAUGGGAAAAAUUUUUGAAAAAAAUGGGACGAAUGGAAACUCGCCUCCGGAUCGUGUCAAUGGUUCGUUUGUUUUGUGAAAAAUAUGAUUAUUUUACUGGAUUUUUUUAUAGAAUAUUCUCCUUAAAAAUGCUUUUUUUGAAAAUUCCUAUCUUCCAGUGUUAAAAUAAGCCGAAGGUUUAGAUUUGAUGAGUUUUUAUCUAGAGCUGAUUCUGACUUUUGAGUUAUCCAAUGAAGGGUCCUGACACGAUAAAUAAAGAAAGUGUCCCUGAUUUGUGGAGAGCGCAGACUGGCCACGCCCCCUUAGAAUCGGAUUUUUAAAAUUUUUUGAAGCUUGCCAUGAGAUUUUCCAUAACAACAUCGGCAAAGUCGGAAAGAGUGGAAAAAGCUCCAUAGAAAUUUUCCUGUUUUCCUGCCUUUUUGGGCCAUUUUCUCGGCUCUUAUGCACCGUUUUUACUGCCUCUUCCUUUUUCCACCAUUUCUUGAGCCUUUGAAAUCUCAGAAAAAAGGAAGGCUUGAUAAAGGGACUCUUUUUGGCUCCCUUUCUGAGGCCUUUCUGCUGCCUUUUUUGAGCUUCUCUCUUUUAACGGCCAUUCCGACUUUGCCCGAGACUAUUUCAGAAGAUUCUAAAAUUAAUUUCUUCUAAAAAGUGCUCGAAUUUUCCAGGUUCGGCCAGAGUUGAGGAAGUCGACGCCGACGACUUUUGUCUGGUCGAUCGUGACGACGAAAACGAUGAAGAUCCUCAUGAACUGGUAAGGAAAUGAAGUAACUUUGAGCGAAAAAAAUUCCUAGAAUUUUUGAAUUUUUUCUGUUCCUAAGCACGAAAAUGAUAUUUUUUGAAGUUGUUAGGUGUUCAAAGUAAUUUCCGCGAAAUUCACAUUUAUCUCUGACUCUCCAAAAUCUAGUGAUCUUGUUCUUUCUCUGACGCCUUGAGUUUGGCGGACUCAAGGACCUCUUGACAGGUUUUUGAGAGAAUUAAAAAGAAAAAAAGUCAUAUGAAGCUUAAUGAACGAAUUGCAGCAUUUUUUUAAAAAAAUUUAGGACCAAUUUUUUUAUCAAUAAAAGUUGUGUUUCUCAGUCUAGUUAAAUAUUUUUUUAAAGGUUUUCUUACGAUAUUUUUCGUAUUUUUUUGGUAAGUUUAAAAAGUUUAAAAAAAUAAUAUUUUUCUAACUAUCCCAUGAAGACAUUCUCCACAUAAAAAAAAACGGUUCAGAGGUUUUUAAAGUUCAAUUGCUUUUUUUGUGACAAUCUAGUGGCCUUUUUUAUAAGUUUAUAAGCUUUUUUGCGAAAAUUUUCAAAUACUAUGUUAUUCUCAGCAUCACCUUGAUUAUAUUCGAUUUUUUUCCAGGUUGAAUGGUCCCUAUCCCAAGUUUUGGCGGCUUUGAGCGAUCCGGACACGGCGGUUCGAUGGUCGGCGGCGAAAGGAGUUGGGCGGAUAUCGGCCCGACUUCCCAAGGACUUCGCCAUGCAGGGUUCGCUUUCAAAUUAGAGAAAAAGCAGAAAAACUGAAGAGUUAUCGAAAAAUGUGUCCGUCCAAGGAAAAAAAAAGUCCGCUCAGAGAUUUCAUGAUUCCCGGAACGAUUAGCGAAUCAGGGACACGUUGGUUGUAGUAUUAUUAUCUGAAAAAUUCAAUCGAUGUCGUUUUUUUCAACUUGGAAAUAUCAAACUUUCAUAGAAAUUUAGAAAAAAACUUGUUUUUUUCCGUGUGAAACUUUCAGUUGAUUUGCACCAAAAAUAUUGUUAAUAUUUCUUAAUUUUUGAAUUAAAAAUCGAAAGUUAAUGAGGGUGGAUCAACUUUGGUCAAACGUCAGUUUUGUGGAGCUCCGUUUAGUUUUAUUUUAUUCGAAAGUUUCUUAUUUUGAAUUCAGGGACAUUUUUUCGGUAAAAUUUCUCCUGAGGAUCAGGACCAAACUCUAAGAAUAUGAAGGAAAAUAAAAAAAGUCCAUUUGAAGGUGUUAAGAAUGGUUUUUCUGUCUAAUUUUUGACUUUUUCGAAAUUUUCUCACUACAACAAGUUAGGUAUAAAGUGCUGAAUUCGAAAAAAAAGCUGAGAAAAAUUCCAAAAGCAAAGACAUUGAUACAUUAAAAAUCGUUUGGUUUUUAACUGAAAAAAACAAAAAUUAUUUUUCCACUCGAAACUGCCCAUAUGCUGUGAAAAUUAUAUUUUUUAGUUCAGAAAAGUUCUGAAUUUUGUGAGAUCCAUCUUUUUUUUGAUGAAAAUGUUGAUUUUCUCUGCUUUUUGAGGGGUUCCAGCUGACAUUUUUUCUCUUCUCCUGCGAAUCUCAAGUGUAAAAAUUGCUUUUCAGUGGUGGAAUCGAUCCUGAACUCGAAUUUCGACGUCCAUUCCGGCUACGCCUCUUGGCACGGCGGCUGUAUGGCGCUGGCCGAACUGGCCAGACGAGGAUUUCUGCUUCCCGAACUCCUUCCGACGGCUUUUCCCAUCGUCCAGAAGGCCCUGUUCUAUGAGGAACCCAUGGGCAAACAUCAGAAUGGCAAUCAAGUAACAUAUUAAAUGUCGCGUUUGAAGUAAUUUCUGAACGAAAAAUUGCAAUUUUUGGUUCGAAGUGACGUCAAACUUGUUCCCGACAGUGAGCAAGAAAGAUGUGGAAAAAACGGGAUUUUGAAAUUUUCGCAUCAUCUGACAGCAUUUUUUGUUCAAACGAUACUUUGGGAAAGUCCAGGCCGUGCUAUAAAGUAUGGACGUUCACAAAAUGCGACCGGUACGACCACCUAUAAAAUGCGACCACUUUUUUUGUGCCCCACUGCAAAUUAAUAAAAUACGGGCGUUUCUUAAUCUUAUCAUUUUCUGGCAUUUUUUUCAAGUUUUUUUUAUUUUUUUCCUAUCUUUUCUAAUGAAGAAAAACUGUUCAAAAAACGAAAUUAAUAAACUGAUUAUGAUAAAUUUUUCUUUAAUCGCUCAAAAAACUUCUCAUUAGGAGCUUUUAAAAACGAUUUUAUACAUGUCAUGAAUCUGUAAUAAACCGGAAAUAAGGUGAAUAAUUGACUACGUGACAAAAUAAAUCUUGAAAAAUAUCAAAAAUACAAAAAAUGACAUCACUUUACGGAUCAGGAAGCUAUCGAAAAAUAUUAGAAUUUCGUUGAAUUUUAAAAAAAUAAUGAAAAAUUUAAAAAAAUGCCCGUUUUUUUAUUAAUUUGCAAUGGAGCACAAACAAAGCGGUCGCAUUUUCUAAACGCCCGUACUUUAUAGCAUGCCAAAAUCCAGAAAACAAAAUUAGAGUUUUAAUUGACAGUAUAAUUUUGCUUUAUCUAUAAAUUAAUAGAAUUAAUUUUUAAUAGGGACUACCACCAAACAGUUUUAAAAUGACCCUUUUACCUAAAAAUAUGGAAUGAAACGUUAACUAAUUCUUUCUCAGGUUCGAGACGCGGCUUGCUACGUUUUGUGGGCGUUCGCCAGGGCUUAUGAACCCGAGGAAAUGGCGGAAUAUGUCAAGAAAUCGGCGACUGGCCUGGUUCGUCUUCAUUUUGGGGGAAAAAAGUUCAUAGUACAUCAUGAAAAUUGGGUUUAAUGUACUGAAAAUUCUUUCACUGUGAAAAAGUUUAGUGGCCACUAUAGAAACUCGCCAAGGAGUACUUGGAGAGGACACUGAAGUGGCCACUAAACCCACCUCUAUAGUGGCCACUUCAGUAGUUUUUCAUCCAGUAUUCCUUCCAGUAACUCAGAUAUUUUUGAAACAAACAGAUCGGACCAGUUAUGUUGAUCCAUUGACCCCUAAAGUGGCCACUAAAACUUUUAGUGGUCUAGUAGUCGCACUUAGACCUCUAUUGUAGCCACUUAAUUUUAACUCCUUGAGUGGCCACUAACUUGACUACUUUAGUGGCCACUUGAAAAUUUUCCCAGUAAGUCUCCAAAAUUAACUUAAAUCAUGCUCUGUGUAUGCUAACGUUUGAGAAAAAUGUGGUCCACAUUUUUUUCUAUCUUUUUAAAAAUUUACUUUUUUUGGGCCAAUUCAGUUAUAGAAAUAUAAUUCGCUUUGAACUUUUUAAGAAAAAUAAUUACUUUAAGGUUUUUUUAAUGCAAAUGUGACUAAUUUUCUUCAAUUUUUGGGUUAAAAAAAAUUUUAGAUACCAUGAUUCAGCAGAGAUUUUCUACAACUUACUCUGAAUAUUGAAUUAAUUGAAAAAAAAAAGUUUUAGAGUUUUAAACCCGUUAUUUUCUUAUUUCCCGUCAAAAUUCAGUUGCUUAUCGUUUCAUUUUAUAGUCAAUGUUUCCCGACUUGAAAGGCGAAGGAGGCGGGGCAAGGGGCGGGACGCGUAGCGUGUGCGUUCGCGGUUCUUGGCGCGAGUUCAAUUCAAUUGUCGCCGACUAUUUAAAAAAAGCUCGGCAACCGCUCUUUUCUCAAUGUUUUCUACUAAUUUUGAUGCAAAUAUUAACAUAAUCAAUAAAUAAUUGAAAAAAAGGAAUGAAAAAGAGCGAAAAAGCGCGCUUUUUAAAUGGUCGGCGACAAAUGAAUUGAACUCGUGCCACGAACCGCGUACGCACACGCUACGCGUCCCGCCCUUUGCCCCGCCUCCCUCGCCUUUCAAGUCGGGAAAAAUUGACUAUAUCUUGCAAGAAAGGAAUUUCAAUGAAAAAAAAAACGUGUAACUAGUAAAAUUUCAAUUUAAUAAUCUUCCCUUGCAAGGCCUCCAUAAAAAUAAAAAAAUAGCCGGUAAAAUAAAGUAACUUUAGAGUUUAAAAAAACCUAAAUUUCAAAUUUUUUUGAUUGAAAAAUCAGUUCCCUGUCAUUCUAUUUAAUUUUUUUAAAGAUUUGCGCCGCCCUGUUCGAUCGUGAAGUCAACUUGAGAAGAGCAGCUUCUGCCGCUUUCCAGGAAAAUGUCGGGCGGCAGAGGCAUUUUCCGGAUGGGAUUGCCUUGUUGACUAUUGGUGAAUAAUUGUUUUUUUAUCGCAGAAAAAAAUCUUGAUAAUAAUAUUUUUUAUUCAUAACAAAUCAGGAAUGAAGGUUCGAUUAAUAAAGUUUGAUAUUAAUGAGAAAUUGUAAUAAUUCAUUUUGAAAAUUUGAGAGAAGGGAAAUUUAAAAAAAGACAAAAUAAUGGCUCUUAUAGGGGUAAUGAUUAGGGACCCUUAUCUUGGUGUUAGAAUCGGACGCUUAAGCCCCUAAAGCUUGAGAGGCCCCUUAAGGGGUCUUUGAACUUUUUUUAUGAUUUGAAAGCUGAAAAAGACGAACUUGAUCAAUUCUAUAAUUAUACAUUUUUUUAAAUUUAAUUAACGGUUUUUUUAAGAACUAAACCGCUCUAGCGACCACUAGAACGCCCCCUGUAGGGAUCACUAAAACUUGCAGAAAAGUCUCUUAUAGGGGAAGGUGAGAAGGUUUUUAUAGUGGAACCUUCAAGGGCCCUAAAGUUGCUUCUUUUAGGACCACUCUGGAGCUCUUAAGUAACUUUUUCAGCCGAUUAUUUCGCCGUCGGGAACCGUCAGAGGUGCUACACGGAUGUCUGUGUGAAAGUCGCCCAAUUUCCGGCUUAUUCCUUGCCCAUCGUUGAACACAUCGUUUCUAUGAAGGUAAGAAAAAAGUUCAAAACGAGAUUCAGUGCAAAGUUUUAGUGAAUUUAGCGCGAACUUGUAAUUUCUUUGUAAAAAAAAUUGAGAAAAAAAAAAUGCAGUAUACAGAGAUUUUUUUCGCUUCAAUAACCGCCCAUUUUUGUGUCUUCGCUUUAAGACCCGUGAAUUGAAAUGGAUACGGUAUUUUCCAGAAAAAACGUGAAAAGUUGGCGCGGAGUAGAGUCUUACAAGUUUUCAAAACUUACUGGAACUUAGGAAUUUUUUUUUUGCGUUCAAUUCAAAUUUUCAUGCAUAUUUUUCUCAAAGAUUCUCUUCAGCUUCACCGGAAAAUUUUUAGUGACAGGUUUUACUAUCACAAAAAGAGUUCACAACAGUUUUUUUCUUCAAGAUUUGACUUUUUUAAUUUUUCCAAAACGAAUCAUGGUAUAUAUUGUAGUUUGAAGAUUUUAAAACCAGUAAGCUCGAAAAAUAUUGAACAAUAUUUUAUUUUUUUUGGAGAUUGGAGGUUUUCAAGUACGAAGUUCUGUUAAGUUUGAUCCGAAUUUUAGCCAAAAAACUUUUUUUUUCGAGGAAAACCUUAUUUUCUUCUGCCUAGAAUGGAAUCUGGAUGCUCAAAAGUACGUCUCCGAAAAAGUCCUGAAAAAUUCUGAAUAUUUUUUUAUUUACGUUUUUUUCGCCUUCGAAAAAAAGUUUAAUAAAGAAGACAAAUGAAUUUAGGUGAUCCAUUGGGACGAAAGAGUUCGGGAGCAGGCGGCUCUGGCGUUGGAAAAACUCGGAGACUCGAUUUCUCGCCUUGGCGCCGACGUUUAUGAAAAGAUCGUAGAACGGCUUUGUGAUGGAUGUUUCUCGACAAACCCGGUACGAAUCCUAAGAAAUUCUGGAUUUUUUGAAAUUAGAGAGCGUUGAAAAAUAAGAGAGUAGUCGUUCUUUUCUUCUCUAACCGCUCUCUCGUUUAUCAGUGCUCUCUAGCUCUCGCAAUUGCGACGAGCCCGGGGAAAAUUCCAGGAAUGUACGACUGGAUCUUCGGAAGUUAGAGAGCGUUUAAAAAUGAGAGAUCGUUCCUUUUUCUCUACUCUAUCUCGUUUACCAGUGCUCUCUAGCUCUCGAAACUUCGACGAGCCCGGUGAAAAUUCCAGGAAAUUCUAUGCCUGGAUCUUUGAGAGCUAGAGAGCGUUCAAAAACGAGAGAGCAGGCGUCCCUUUUUCUCUAAACGCUCUCUCGUUUAUCAGUGCUCUCUAGCUCUCGAAGCUUUGACGAGCCCGGUGAAAAUGCCAGGAAUCUCUACAUCUGGAUUUUCGAGAGCUAGAGAGCGUUCAAAAAUAAGAGAGUAGUCGUUUCUUUUUCUCUACUCUCUCUCGUUCACCAGUGCUCUCUAGCUUUUGAAGCUUCGACGAGUCCGGUGAAAAUCCCAGAAAUCUACAACUAUAUCUUCGAAAGUUAGAGAGCGUUGAAAAAUGAGAGAGCAGUCGUUCUUUUCUUCUCUAACCGCUCUCUCGUUCACCAGUGCUCUCUAGCUUUGAGGAGACAGACGCAGGCUCAGUUCUAGAGAUAUUCUUCAAGUUUAAUGGAGCAAAAAGGAAAUUUUUCGAAGAGAGAGAUUUAUGAAUAUUAAUGUUCCUACUGCUGAAAAAAUUGUACACCUUUUAAGAAAAUUUCGCCUUUUUGCAAUCCUUAAGGGGUUUAGAAGCGAAAACGCAAUGAAAAGUUGGGUUUACGGUAGCUUUUUUUGUAUGUUUUUUACCGUUAAGGAAUAAAUUUCACAAUAUUUUUUUGACGGUCUUCAGAAUUUUUUUCGCUCUUGAAGUUCAUUUCAAAGAACUUUAAAAAGCACGCGAAUGAAGUGAAUUUGACGGAAAAAUAAAAAAAUAUAUGAAAUUCUCGAAAAAUUUAUGUAUUCAUCUUUUUUUUUACCUUGAAAGAAAUGAAGAAAUUCGGAACGAACCUAUAUUUUCUCGAAUGUUUUUAAAACAAAAAAAUGAAACAGAAAAAUCGCGUUUUCCCCUUAAUUUUUGGUUUUGCAUUUUCCACUAAAAAUAACGCCGUGCUGAUCAGCAAAUGAUUUUACACCUUUUGACUAUUCUCGUAUAAAAGUACCAACACGGGCAAAGUCCAAAAAGUCUCAAAAAGGACUUUUGGAAAAAAGCGCCAUUUUUCUAGACCUUUUUUCUGAAAAGGACCUUUUAAGGAAGACUAGAAAAACAAGGCAGAAAAAAGAAGAUUCCGAGAAACUUUUGACACCUUUUUAGGAACUUAAAAAAUGAGCUUUAGCCUCUUCUUUUUAAGGCCUCUUUAAGAUCGUUUGGACUUUCGCUGUGAAACUGUUUUCUACCACGGUAGAAACUGUAAUUUGAUCGAAGCGUUUUCUCAACUUUCGAUAGUCUGUUCAGAUUUUUAAUGUCAAGUAGAAUGACGUCGAUCAAAAACAUUCUGUGAAUGGCUCGCUCUCUGAUUGGUUUAUCGCACCAUUAGGGGCGGGGCUUGAGCGACGACUUGACAUUGAAAAUCUGAACAGACUAUAGAAAUUCAGCAAUGAAUACAUGGAAAUUUUCCUUGAGAAGUUAUUCAUAACAAUAGAACGUUUUUUUUCUCCUUCAGGUGCAUCGCCAUGGUUACGUGCUCGCAAUAGCUCAUACUAUCAAAGGAUUGUCGAUUUGUGGCAUCUCGGUAAAUAAAAAGGUGAUUUACAACACUUUUAUGUAUCUCACAUUAUUUAUAAUUUGUUUUUCAAUAUUUUCUCUCAUUUGAGCAGUUUUUUGUGAAGGACAUGUUAUAAAUAUAAAGUGCGACCGCUUUUUUUGUGCUCCACUGCAAAUUAAUAAAAUACGGGCGUUUUUGAAUUUUUGACGAAAUUCAAAUUUUUCCCAUAGCUUCCUGACCAGUAUAGUGAGGUCAUUUUUUUGUGUUUUUUUGAUAUUUUUUUCAAGAUUUAUUUUGUCACGUAGUCAAUUAUUCACCUUAUUUCCGGUUUAUUACAGAUUCAUGACAUGUAUAAAAUCGUUUUAAAAGCUCCUAAUGAGAAGUUGUUUGAGAAAUUAAAGAAAAAAAUAUCAUAAUGAAUUCAUUAAUUUCGUUUUUUAACAGUUUUCUUCGAAAGGAAAGGCAGGAAAAAACAACAAAAUUGAAAAAAGUGCCAGAAAAGAGAGAAGAUUAAGAAACGCCCGUGUUUUAUUAAUUUGCGGUGGGGCACCAAGAAAAGUGGUCGCAUUUUAAAGGCGUUCGCACCGGUCGCAUUCUACACAAUCACGCGGAACAGCCUAUAUGAUUGAAAGCUUUAAAACAUGGAGUAUUAAAGGCAUAGGGGCAGUAAAAAACGGUGUUUCAGUUCAAAGCUGUACUUUGUAUAGUUUUUCAUUGCGAAUCGAACGGUGAACUUGGAAAAGUUCAGAAGUUCCUAGUUUUGGAGAAAAAAUAAUUCAAGUUCGGAGAAAGGAAAGCUUGUGUUCCCGCGAAAAGAUGGUACGAUUUAAACUCAAGUCCGCAAUUCUCCGGAGCCGUUAUCUCAGAGUACCGUAAUCUCAAGGUCCAUAAUCUCCGAAACCACUUAUCUCCGAAAACAAAAAACUUCAAUUUUCUUUCUCUUUUUUGCAUAAUGUUUCCAUUUUUUUCUUGUGUUGUGCUCAGAAUACAAUCUCCGAACAAAAUGUUCCGCCGAACCCUAAUUUCUUCAUCAAAUCUCUACUUUUAUUGAGAAGCUGAACAAUUUUAAGUGAAGCCGCUUCGAAGCUCGAGUUUUACUCUUUUUUCUUUGCUGUCUACAUGAAAAAGUGAUCAGAGAAGCUGAAGGACAAGAAAGAAAAGAAAGAAAUAUCAGUUCGAAAAAAAUUGAAACUUAUUUUCACUCAGUGGAAAAAAAUAAAAAAAGUUUUAAAAAAACGAAAGUAUUUGGAUUUUUGUACGCAGUUUCGAUCGGAGAUUGUAUUCUGAGCACAACACAAGAAAAAAAUAAAAAAAUAAAAUGCAAAAAAAGAGAAAGAAAAAUUGAAGUUUUUUUGAUUUCGGAGAUAAGUGGUUUCGGAGAUUAUGGGUCUUGAGAUUACGGUACUCUGAGAUAACGGCUCCGGAGAUUUGCGGACUUGAGAUAAAAUCGUACCAUCCGCGAAAAGGGCGCUUUGUAGUAAAGUUGCUCUAUGGGCAACAGGCUUCGCCAUCUUGCGGAUAUUCGCUUUUUUUCUUCGUUUCUUUCAAUUUUCAAUUUUUUCUGUUGUCACCAAAGUUCUUUCCGUCACAAAAGCUUUCUAUUCAUGUAUAAUUUGCAAACUUUAAUCGCGAAAAUGCUUUUCUGGUGAAAAAUGAUGAUUUUACACAGGUUUCGAUUGGGAUAGCGAUAUUUUGUGUUUUCUUUAUUAUUUCACCUGAAACCCCGUUUUUUACUGCCCCUAUGCCUUUAAGGUCCUCUAUGAAGAUUAUGUUUCAGGUGAUUGAACGGAUCGCCUGGCUACCACGAGACUUGGCCGCUGAAAGUCAAAAACUGAAAUUUGCCGGAGGAUUACUAACAAGGAAGUCGCUUUGCCGUUUCAUGACGGCCUGUGCCGAGGCGGCGAUUCCCCUGACGGAAGAUCAGGUCGACGCGUGGCUCGAGAGGAUUCUCGCCUUGGCCAGGGAUGACUUGGAGGUUCUUGUAUUUUUCAGAAAUUAGAAAAAAAACGUGAAAAUUCAUGUACUGAAGAGAUUUUUCGAAAAGAAGUUACUAAAAGUAAUUUUUUUGGUCUUUUUUUCGCUUUCCAAGCUUCUGUCAGAAUUACCUACAGUAAUACCGACAGUAAUCCUACAGUAAUUCUACUGUAAUAAUUACAGUAAUCUUGUUAGAACCUACAGUAAUCCUGUGCUUUCUUCGAAAUUCCACAAAUUAUUGAUUUUUUUGUUUCUCGACCUUUUUCUAUUUUAUUACGGAAGCUUUGAAGUCGGUUUUAUUAAAAUCAAGUUUUUUUGGGGAUUUUUCUGGAUUAGAGGGUUUAUUUUAGAAUUAAUUUUUUUAAUUUGAAAAAAAUGAUAUAAUUUUUCUCCGUUUAUUAAUUUUCAAAAGUUCAAUUUUCUCGGGAAAAAAAUUCUAAAAGCUCUUUUUUUAAGAAGAUUUUUCAGAAGUUGAGCCUGAAAAUGACACUUCAUAAUUUUUUUCAGUUUUACGUUUUUUUAUUGGAGGUGUUUUUUUACUAACUAGGGAUUGUUUUUUUAAAAAAACAAGGAUAACAUUUCUCGCAAAGUUAAUGAGCUUCAAAAGCUUGAAAUAGCGCUUUUUUGUCAUAAUUUGAGUGUUUUGUGGACUUUGAAGCUUCAUAGUUUCAUCGAAAGUUCAACAGGGGGGUGAAAAAAACGUUUCCUAGUAAGUAGUCAGUUUUUGGAUUUUCGAGAGUUUGAGAAUGUGUAAGAGAUUAACAAGGUUUCAUUCACUGAUAAAACUGGAGCCACUUUUUCAAAUUUUUUUUGAGAAUCAAGAUCAUCUUUCCAGGCCCAUACAAUCCGUGAACUUGCCGCGACGGCUGCAAAUGUUGUCGUGAAACAAUAUUUGAACGAACCUUCUUCCAUCGAACGUCUCCGGAAGUUCCAAGAACAAAUUGGGCACUUUGUGAGUUUGGGAAAGUCUCAGAAUAGUGUUGGAGCAUUGAAAAAACAGGUAAACUUUGAAAAAUUCAACUUAUAAAGCAAUACUCAUCAUAUCUUCUAAAAAGGAAGAGCUUCUCAGUUUUCUUUGCUUGAAAAAAAAAAUAAUAUUUAUUGGUUUUUCACGCCCUUUUUAAGGCGGCCGGUCGGAUUACGGUAGUCAGGAUAGGUUUUUCGGUAAUAAAAUAAAAUCUUGUGUGCUUUUCGUGACGUAACUUAUCUUGUAAUCUCAAGAAAUAGGUCCUUAAAAAGUUGCGAAAAAGAAUAAACAUUAAAAAAAUUUCCUGGCUCCGAAACUGACGUCGCAAAAUUGACCGGCCACUGUCUUAAAAAUGCGUGUUUUCUUAUCUUCUCCUUCUUCUUACGCCUUCCAACCGCCCUAGAAUUUCUAAUACCCCGCGGCGCGGACCGAACUUGUGACCCCGCGAACCGUAGACAGGCAAACAACCUAUUGCGCUACGGCGCGCCGCUCCUUAGUUUAUUUGAUUUAAAUUAUAUUCAGAUGACGUCGACCUCAAGGGAAACGGAACGUAUCGGAAUGUGCAUGCUUUGUCCCACGGUCCCGUCAAAAGUCGUCAAGGAUGAACUAUUUCUUUCACUCUGUAAUUUGGUUGUUAGGUGAGUAGAAAUUAACGUAAAUACUGGAAAGUUCGAUCGUUUUUAAAAGUAGCCAUUUUUUGAAAAUUCUGAAGUUUUUUUUUCAGUUCAAAAUUGUCCGUAGAAUUCUUGAUUUUGGUUAAUUUAAAAAUCCAACACAGGAUUUUGUUGAAAAAAAAUGGAUUAAUGAAAUGAGACUCAUUAGAAAAAAAAAAUUAUUGCCUUAAUCAUCCUCGAGGUCGUAUUUUACAAAUGGAAAAUACGGCCUAACUUCCCAAAAAAAAAUUACCGUCCUAAAUUUCGUAGUUUGUUGUGCACGCAGGUGGCCAGUGAAGACGUUGUAGUAGAAAAUUUAUUAGUAACAAGAAACUAGACUAUACUAGACUCUUUACAAUAACAAGCAAGGGGUUAUAUAGUGUUGAGGGAAGAUAGUCCGAAGAAUAUGGAAUGUUCCAGAAUAAAGGUGGAGUUUAGAUAGUAUUGAGAUUAGAGCAAAAGAUGGAACAUUCCAGAGUUUUAGAGAACUGUCCCGACAGCAGUAGAACAUUCGAGAACAAUGUGGAACCUUCUAGAAAGGUAUAGAAUACUUGAGAAGGUUGUGGAACUUUCUAGAAGGAAAACCUUUACACAUGAUCCCUAUGACGUAAUGAGACUAGAAAUGUGUAGAAUACUAUAGAACAUUCUAGAAUCAGCUUAAUAUAAGCGUUAUGCCUCCAACAUAGUUCUUAAUAAUGGCGACCAAAAAAAAAGGUGUUUUUUGAAUUUCACUUAAGGUCACUCUUCUUUAUAUAAUUUGAAAUCGAAGUAUGAAUGCAUCAGUGUUUUAAACUUCAAAAGCAAUUUUUUGCGGGAAAGUUGAAAUUUCGGAAAAAAAAACAGAAGAUACAGCUUCCGGAUUUUCAAAAAACUGGUUGUAAUAUAAAUAAAUAUCUAUUUUUAAAGCUUUGAAGCCCUAACGGAGCCAAAAAAAACUUUGAGAAAUUUGAGAACUUGAAAAACUAACCAAUAAAAAACCGACCGACUUUUCCACCAUGCCUAAGGGGAUUGACGAAAAUCAAGAGAAAAAAAAUAGGAGGCUAUUCUGAAAAAAACGACCAAGUUUCCAAGUUUCAGGCCAACGCCUAACGACAAGAAAUGGGCGAUUGCUCGUCAAUUCGCCGUGGAAGCGAUUCAUCGGCUCUUUAUGGACGCGAUCGAUGCUGGAAAUCACGAAAAAUGGACCGAAAUAUGUUUCGAGACGCUUUUGCGCGCCUUGGACGACUACACGACGAGCGCUCGAGGCGAUAUUGGACGAUAUGUGCGUAAAAUAGGAAUUUAAGCUUGAUAAUAACUUAGGAAUUCCAGAGUGGCCCCUAUAGAGGCUCCCCAAGGACUACUUGGAUAGGACACUAAAGUGGCCACUAAAGUGGCCACUAAACCCAGCUCUAUAGUGGUCACUAUAGAGGUUCUCUAUUUAGUGGCCACUUCAGUGUUUUUUUUUUUGACCCCUAAGGUGGCCACUAAAAUUUUUUCUAGUAGUAGCACUAAGACCUCUAUAGUGGUCACUAAUUUUUAACCCUUUAAGAGGCCACUAAUUUGACUACUAUAGGGACCACUAAAACGUCAAAACCCUAUAGUGACCACUAAAGUUUUUCACAGUAGGGGCCGAAAAAGUGGUCUCUACAGGGGUUAAGGGACUGAUGCCUUAGUCCCUAAAGCUCAAGUGGUUCCUAUAGGGGUCUUUCAACUCAUUUAAUUUUUCGCUUUGAAAUGCUUCUUCGAGAGAUUAUAACAACUAUCGACUAGCAUGUUCCCUAUAGGGACCACUUUUGCAAGGUUUUGGGGCUCCUAUAGAGGGUGGUAAAGUGGUCCCUAGAACCCCCAAGAUUGCUACUAUAGGGACCACUCUGAAGUUCCUAGGAAUAUUAGGUUAUAGAAAGUAUAUAAUCCAUUUUUCACGUCUUCAAAUUUCUCUGCACCCUCCUCGUCUCUCGGUGACCCUCUCAUUUUGAAGUGCUCUUUUUAUUUUUCUCUGGCGAGGGAACAAAGAGACGCAGGCACGCGAAAACUUCAUGGACUAUAAUAUUCAUAAAAUCUUUUGAAUCAGUAGGAAAAGUUUUAUAAAAGCUCAAAGUAACCAGCGAAACGCAAAAUGAUCUCUGUCUCUCCCAAAUUUUGUUAUAUUUUCACUUUCUCGGGUCAACUUUCAUAUUGAAUAAUGAACACAUAUUAGUUUUUCUCUUUGCCUUGGAACGUAUCACUUCCUGGUUUGAUAAAUCAAGGAAUUUUGAGGGAAAUUACCUGGAAAAAAGAUCGUUUCUGGAAAAGGGUAUCGCGAAAAAUAAAUCUGGUUCCCGAGUUUUGACGCUUUGAGAACUUCAAUGUAUUCCUUCUUUUAAUAUAUGUAUUUUGUGAAGUUCAAAACGUCAUAUAGCUGAUUCUCGGCUGGCUUGAACCAUCAAGAAAAUGGUCCUGCCACGAAAAGAGAAGAGAGAGUGCCUGGUUUGGGAGAGCGCAGACAUGCCACGCCUCCUAGCUUCCCAAGUUAGCCGAGAAUCAGCUAUAGCUCGUUUUUUUGUUUGUUUAGAAUCUGAAGCUUCUGGGAGAAACUUAACACAAUCUCCCUGUAACAGGUGUUAAUUGACCUGUGUUGUCAGGUACGGCAGGCGAGCAUCGGAGCGAUGUCAGAUGUUUUGACCCACGAGAAAUUGGAUCUGGCCACCUUGGACAGAUAUACAAUGAUCUGCACGCGUAACAUUAUCCGCCAGAGUGCCGAGAAAAUCGGACGCACUCGAGAGGUACGGUAUCUUCUUUUUUGUCUGAUUGGUAACAUGAAAAGUUCCGUAACUCGAAAAUUCCUACAGUAACCCAAGAGGGUAUGUACUGUGAAAGUUUAUAAGAUUGGAUUACCUCCCGAUUGAUAUUCCUGCGUAGCUUAAAAGUAUAAAAAUCGAGAAAGUACCGUAACUCGAAAAUUCCUACAGUAACCCAAGAGGGUAUGUACUGUAAAAGUUCCUAAAAUUAGAUUACCUAUCGAUUGAUACAUCACUUGUCUAGUAAAAACUCUUCAAAACUUAGAUACGCAGGUGCACACCGGCCUACCGUAACCCGGCUACAGUAGGAGGGAGUGGCUCAAAAAGUUGCGUCCACUGUUUUGAUGAUGGUUUCAUCCAGUGUGAUAAUAUAUGAUUUCGUUGGGAUUCUUAAGAAACUUUUGUUUUCUCAAGUAAAAGGAUUUUUUUUCAGUGCGCCUGUAGAGCGUUGAUCCAGUUGUUAUCGGCUGAAAAAACGCGGUCGAGAAUCCCAAAAACGGAAGUUCUUGACGUCGUUUUCGUCGACGCACAUUCCUUCAUUUUGGUGAGUUUCGAAAGUUUUAAACGGGAAUUUUAAAUGGAAAAAACGUUGAAAUCGGUCACUAACUCUUCUUGAUAUUGGAUUAUCUAAAAACCUUUUAUAAAAUUUGACCAUGCUCCUUUAAACUUGCCAGCCAAGAGUUUUGAAGGAAAGGAACGUCAAGAAAAAUAUUUUAAGAUAUUUUUUCAUUUCGAGAGUUUCAAAGGCAAAUUUGGUAAGGAAAAAUCUACGAAAUCGGUUAUUAACUUUGAAAUUUUUCCGACCUCUGGAUUGUCUAAAAAUAACAAUGAACACAGCAUCUAUGAGCCUUUUUAAAAUUUGACCAUGCUCUUUUAAUCUUACCAGGAGGACAUUUUUAACAAACUGUUGGUUCAAAAAUUAUAUUUUUGGUUUUUUUCCUUCAUUUUGACGAUUUUCAAAAGUUCCAGACGCUGAUUUCGAUGAAGUAAACGUUGAAAAAGCUUUUUUUGAAAUUGUUCUGACCCUCAUAUAGUUUAAAAAAAUAACAAUAAGAACAGAUUCUACGACCUUUUAUAAAGUUUGACCACGCUCCUUUGAACUUACCAGGAGAACAUUUUUUUAACAAACAGAAGGUUCAAAAAAAUAAUAUUUUUUUCAAUAUUUCUUCUUUUCGACGAGUUUCAAAAAGUGUCAGCCGCAAAUUUCUAAAGGAGAAGCUUCAGAAUCAGUUAUAACACUUUUUUGAAAAUUUCGAAUUUCCAAAAAGUAGCGAUGAAUGAAGAUUCUUCUUCUGAAUAAGCGAAAAAAAUUUCUGAGUCUGAAAAAAAUGGGAUUUCUUAACCUUUGAUAAAUUUUUUUCCAUGCUCCUUUAAACUUACCAGCAAACAUUUUUUUGAAGAAACUGUAGAUUCAGAUAUUUUAUUACUUCUUCAAAGUCAGUUCGAUUGAAAAAAACAGUUGGAACCCAUUUUUUUGUACGAAAAAAACUUUAAAAAGUAUUAUUUUGGUCAUUUUCCGCCAGUUUUCGGGCUUCUCAAGGGCAAAGAACAGUCUCAAAAAAACAAGAAUCCAAAAGCUCUUUUUUUGAAUUUUUCAAAAGUGGUGUCAAAAAGCUUCUCGGAACCUUUUUCCCAAAAAGGUCAAGAAAAAAAUGAGCUUUUUUUCAAAGGUUUUUAUUUCAAGUACUGUGAAUGUACUUUUUUUGGCUUUUUUGGAAAAAAAAAUCUUUUUCCAUUUUUUUGUCAUUUUGAAGUUGAAAAAAACUCGAUAGUUAAGAUUAAUAUGAACAAAUUUAUGUUCAAAAAAGAUCUGAAAAAUGUUUACCUUUUCUAGUUUUUUGGUCCAUGUUUCAAAGAAAAGCAUGAAAAAGUAUCUAUAAAUCCUUUCAAAACGUUAAAAAUUGAACUCUAUCUUUUUUCACGCAAAAAAUUGUCUCGAUACGCUUCCGCGGCUGCCAAUAGCGCCCCCUUUUCCUUGAAUUUUUUUCUUUUCUUGAUUGAUUCCUUCCCUCACUCCCACGUGACCCGCAAUUCGUGUAUCAGCUCGGAAAAUUGCUGCGUUUUUUGUGCGUUCCUAUACUGAGAUUUUUGAGCUUUUUAGUAGGAAUUCCCGUUCAUUUUCUCCGUAUUGAAAUUUGAAAAUGAGAAAAAAACUUCAGCUUGAAAAUGGCAAUAUUCUUUUUCUCAGAUUUUUAACCUCUAAAUUUAAUAAUUCAGUAAAUGAUAAUACAAAUUUUUCAACACAAUGAUCUCCGUUUUCUGUGACUUUAUGUUGAAUUUUGCGUUUUUUUCAGUGAAAAAAAUUUCGUUUAUUUGUUUCUGAGAAAGUUUCCUGUGAUCAUAUUUUCUUGUAGUUUCAAGAAAUCCUCCAUAAUUUGAAAAAAAUAUUUACUUGUUUCAUGAAAAAUUUUGCAGCAUUUUUUUCUCCAAUGUUUUUCUUCUCGGAUAAGAGCGAAAGUGUUUCUAAUUGAUUUACUUUUGAUAUUUUUCUGUAAAAAGGAUUUUUUUCAUUUUCAACGCUUCGAUUAUCUGUACCCUUUAGUCAAAAAAAUUUUUAAAAAAAUAAAUAGAUGAUUUUCUAAAUUUAUUCUCAAAUCCUUUUGGAGAAAAAAUUGGCAUAAAAGGCAACAAUAAUAUAUUUUAGCUGAUCAAAUACUGAUUUUUUUACUAAAUUCAGUCUGAAUUUAUUUUUUUGCACGGAUGGGAUUCCUGAUAUUAUCUCAUUCAAAUUUUUGUUGCUUUAUAUAUAAUUUAAAAAAAUGGUAUUUUUGGAGAAAUGCCCAUUCACAUCACCAUAUGACGAAGGAAAGGGUAAUAAAAUAUGUGUUGCUAUUUUGGCGCCAAGUCUCUAAAGAGCGGUCUUUUUUGGGAUUUGAGCUUUUGAAUAACGGCUUUUCAUGCACAUUUUCCGAAUAUUUUAUUAAUUGUCUCGAAUAUUCGAAUUUCAAAUUGCAAGUAUUUGAUGGAUCUGAUCAGAACUUUUUCGGAAUAUCAAAAUCGAGCAGAUCUAUUUUUUCAACUUUUUUCGUGUCGUUUGUUUUUUUUUCUCCGGAGACUCCAUUAAUAAAUAUAUGAAGGAAGAAAAAAUAGGAAAAGUCCUGAAUUUUUUUUUGUUUCAGCAAGAAUUUUGAACCCGUCAUUGAACAAUUUUUAUUGUAAAAAAACGAAAAUGAUAGGAAAGAUAAAUUUUUUCUACUAGAAAAAUUUUUCCUCUCCAUCUUUCUCCAUUUUUCGGCUGCUCUUAGCCGUCUUUCAUUACCAAAACUUUCACUUUCAUUGAAACCUGCUUAGAAUUGUUUUAAUGGUGUUUGAAGUUGUCACAUUUAUCUCGAAAAAACCGAAAAAGUGUUUUGUCCGGCGAAUUUUAUAAAGGUAUGAUUCCUGGAAAAAUUAGAGUUUUUGAGAAUUCAAAAAAAUUCCGCAGUUUCAUUUUACUCGAUUCUUUUUUUAAAAAAAUGAGUCCUAAAAAUCAGAAUUUUAACAUUUCCAAAAAAAAAAGUUUGAGCGCUGAAUGUUUUGAAGAUCUUUUUCCUUUGAUUUACCCGCCGUCCAUUUUCAAAUUUUCCCCUUUUUUUGGCUUUUUUCGUUGAUAUUCACCAGUUUUCUCUCUUUUUCUUCACUUUCAAAGUUUCAGAAAAAAAUCUUGAUUUUUCUAGGUACCAGAAAAAAAAGCAUGAACUUACUUUUUUGUUUGAGCAGAAGUGGGUAUUUUUUGUGCUUCAAAUAAAGCUUUCACUUGUUUUCAGUGCAAAAUAAUGGUUCAUUUAUCCGUCUUUAUGAUUUCAAAAAGUUCGAAAACGUCUAAAAGUCGACUUGAAUAGGAAGAACAAAAUUUUUAUAGUCUAUUCUCGAGGAGAAGAAUCCUAUUUUUGGGCUCUUUCUCAUAAAUUUCAGUGAUAAUGAACCCGUUUCGAAAGCUUCAUCGAGAAAUACCUCGAAAUUGAACUUUCUUCGAUUCCAGGACAAGACAAUCGUGACAUUAUCUCCGUUGUUCGAAUGCCCGGAAUAUCUGUCGGACUUGGUCUACGGCCUGGUGAUGUCCGCUGGGGGCAUCAGCGAAGGAACCGAGAAAUCGGGAAAAUUCACUCUUUUGGAAUAUCAAAAGUCGGUUUCGAAGAAGCCUGAGGUUCGUUUGUGUGUGACGGAAAUACGAAAAAAUCAUAAAAUUGGGAUGAAUUGAGGCUUAACUCUUGUGAAGGGUCACAGAAACUGUAAAUUGAGUCGCUUGAAAGGAAAAAUCCUUUUUUGUCACCUUGAGAAGAAAAUUGGAUUAUCAGAAAUGAAAAAUCGGAAAAUAUAUUUUAAAAAGGCGAAGGAAUUAGAUUAAAGAGAAAAUUUUUUUGGCAAAUGCGUGUUUUUUGGGGAAAAAGGAAAUGUCGCUCCAUUGAGAAGAUAGAGGAAAUUUCGCCCCAACGAGAAAAUUGAGGAAAUGUUGCUCCAAUGAGAAGAUUGAGGAAAUAGCGCCCCAAUGAGAAGAUUGAGGAAAUGUUGCUCCAAUGAGAAGAUUGAGGAAAUAGCGCCCCAAUGAGAAGAUUUUUUGAAUUAUGCUCAUUCUCGGUAACGCAAACCGGACGCGCCCCGGACGCUUCUGAGCAUUUCUAGUGAUCACUUUAGGGGCGUCAGCACUCUUAAGUGAUCCCUAUAGUUUUAAUGAUCCCUUUAUCGGCGUCAGCAAUCAAAUAGUUGAAAAGAUCUUGAGGGGUCACUUAAGAACCCUGAAGCCCCUAAAGCGAUCACUAGAAAUGCUCUGACACGUCCGGAGCGCGUCCGGUUUGCAUGACAGAGGUCCGAGGGACUGAAACUUGAAAGAUUUGUUAAAUUUUCAAGAGAAACCUAUCUUGAAACUUUUCAAGUAAGAUCCCCGUUUCAGAAGCUGGAACGAUUCCUGGAAAUCAUCGCCGAUAUGCUCAAUCAAGGCAUGAAAAGCGGCCGGAUCGGCCACAGUGUCCUUCAAAUUUUGCCUCAGGUGAAAAUUCAAGUUUUUCAGAUUUUCUGGAAAAUUUUUGGUUUGAAAAUGGCCUCCUUGAAAAUAUUCAUAACGAUUCCGUUGUCCGAAAAAAAAACGAAAAAAUUGGUGGAAAUAGCGCUUGAAUUGGAGAGACGCAGACUUCUCUUUUUCUCUUGAAAUUCUCCUUUUACCUCACUCUCUCACCUUUCAGUCUUGGUGACGAAAAACAUUUUUAGUUUUAAAUAAUUAUACCAAGGAUAAAAAAUCAAUCGAGUUAAUCUUAUAAACGAAACUCUUCAUAGUGAUCCUGUUGACGAAGAAAAAACUGGAGUUUUCAAGAGAAAUAGCGUCUAAAUUGGAGAGACGCAGAAAUCUCUUUUUCUCUCAGCUCUCUCUUUUCCCACACUCUCACUUUUUGAUUCUUAAAAAAAAAUAAGAGAAAAACUUAUUUUCGCUUAGUUUGAGCAUUCAGAAAGAGAGAGUAUGUAAAUUGUGGAGACGCAUACAUGUCUUUUUCUCUCGCGCCUCUUUCUCUUUCACACUCUCAAUUUUAAAUUUUGAUAGGGGAAAGUAUGAGAAAAAUUGAUCGCUUUGAGUAUGUUCCAAGUUUCACAAGAGAGAUAGCGUGAACUGAAGAGACGAAGAUUUCUCUUUUUCUCAUCUGCCUCUCUCUAUUCCACACUCUCUCACUUUUUGAUUCUUGAUAAAGGAAUUUAUGAGAAAAAUUGAUCAGAUAGAAUAUGUUCCAAGUUUCGCAAAAGAGAUAGCGUGGGAACUAAAAAGACGUAGACUUCUCUUUUUCUCUCUCAUCUCUCUUUUUUCCAUAUUAUCUCACUUUUCAAUAUUGAUAACGAGAAAUAUGAGCAAAAUGAGAGUUUCGCGGGGUUUGAGCAUUCAUAGAGAGAGUGUGUGUAAACUGAGGAGACCUAGACGUCCUUUUUUUCUCUCAAAUCUCUUUCUUUUCCACGCUCUCUCACUUUUCAAUAUUGAUAACGAAAAAUAUGCAAAGACAGGGCAAGUUUGAUUCUCAUGGGAUUUACAAUUAGAAAUAGGGAGUGUGUCUACUGAAGAGACGUAGGAAUCCUUUUUUUUUCUCAUUCUCCUCACUUUUCUCCACACUCUAUCAGUAAUCCAAGAAAAAGUAGAAGAAUAAUGAGGAAAAUGGAUUUUUGUGAGAUGCCGAGAAGCCGCUUUAGGGUUUUUUUCUGGAAAAAAGGUCGAAAAUUCGUCGCGCCAUCUUUCUCUCUAUCUUCUUUUCCCUCUCCUCUCUCGGAAGGCUUUUUCGUCGCUCCGCCCCCUGUUGCACGGCAAAACCGUUCGCCGACAACAUUACACAGUUUUGCCAUGGAGCCGUCGCUUCUUCCUCCAAUUUUCUUUUUUCCUAGGACGGACCUUUUUAAUUCACAACCAGUUCUUAUUUUUUUUUUUCCCCGGAAGCUUCUAAAAAUUACCUUUUAGGUUCAAGAUUUUUGAUAUUUCUUAGAUUUUUUUGAUCAAGUUAGUCCAAAUGGAAACUGCGAAAAAUCACUUUUUUUCAAUUUUUCGGUAUACUUUUUGAAAUUUCUUCUAAUUUCUAUCUUUUUAAAUUAUUUCUCUAAGUAUCUUUGAAUGGUCAGACUUCCAUUUUUGGUAGAUCGACUUGACAAAACUGAGACAUUGAGAUUUGUACAGUUUUUUUCAGGUACCCAAGAAAUAAUGAUAAAAGCCUAUUAAAGAAAAAAUAUGAGCUCUUUUUAAUCUUCACCCUUUUUGAACCUGUAUAUCACUGAUUUUUGAAUUUGCAUUGAUUUUUUUGAAUAUUUCACAGCCGUAGAAUUAUUCUAAUUUAUGAUAUUUUUUUGUUUUAAAAAGCCCCCGUGAAAAAAGCAAAGAGUUAUUUCAGUCGAAUUACAAGAUUUCGGACUUUUUUUACAUUAGAUAUCAAUUAGUGCCCCCCAAGCCUACUAUUGAGGGGAGGGCGCCUUGAUAUCCCGAAAAAAAUGCGUGAUCACAGUUCACACACGUGCUUCUGAUUAUUUAGCACCAGGUUCCAGGCGGCUCCGCCCCCUUUUUUUAAAAGAUACUGUAGACAGUAAACUGAAAAAAAUUAAUUUUUUUCCUGUUGAGAAAUUCAUUCAAAAAAAUGCUUGGAAAGGUAAGAAAAACACUAUUUUGAGUAUUUUUUUCAGUUACAACUUUUUUUUCUAACUCGACUUCUUUGGGGAGGAAAAAUAUUUUUUUUUCUUCAAAAAAACAGCGAUUUUUUUCAGUACACAGAAAAAAACGCAAGAAAAACAAAUUUCAGGAAGAAAAAAACGAUUUAUUUCAAUAUUUCUAGGUUAUUUGAAGUUCAAGGUAUACCAAAUCUUACGAAUUUGUUCACAGUAUAUUUUGAAAAAUUUGGAAUUUCUGGUAUUUUUUCUUUUGUCUCAUUAGCAAGUAUUUUGUUUUCUUUUUCUGUUAUUUUUCUGAAAAUUUAAUAUCCAUUUUUAUCUUUUUGUUCUAGAAAACUCCUUUUCAAGUUUUUUUUUUCCUUUAAAUAUUUAAGCUUUUUUUCCAGGUCCUGAGUCAUUUGGGAUUUUAUGAACAAAACGCCGAUGCUUCUCCUUCCGUCGGAAUCAUCAUUUCGCUCUUGGAAAAAGGUAUUUUUUUGCUCUUAAUUUUUGAAAAAAAGUGUAGAAGUUUUUCUUUGUGAAAUAUAUUUUAAAGAAGUAGAUACAUUUUUUUCUUUAUAAAUUCAUUUUUUCCUGAAGAUUUACGGAUUUUUUUGGUAUUUUCAAUGGAUUUCAACCAGUUUCCCGAUGUUUUUUCAAAAUUCUAUCAUCCAACUUUAUCAAUCGAUUCCAGAUCGGAAGAUCGCCGAAAUGUCCCCCAAUGAGAAGCCGAAUGGUUCUCGACGCCCUUUGCUCCUUGUUAGUGUGCAAUAAUGACAGUAAAGUCUGCUCUACCGCACUAUCGAUGGUUUGUUUCAUUUUUUCGGGCUGGCCCGACCCGAGUUCUAGGUCCCCUUUCCAUUCCAUCUCCUAAAGUUCUCCUCGAAAAAAUAUCUCAAUUCGUUACUUAGGAACGCCAGAGUGGUCCCUAGAGAGGUUGGGAGGGAAACCGCCCCUAUAGGGUGGUAUUCAAGUGGUCCCUAUAAAGGUUUAGGGUCUGUAUAUAAUAUAUAAGUGAUACCUAUAGGGUUUUAGGGACUGUAUUUAGUAAUCAAGUGGUCCCUAUAAGUGUUCUAGGUCUGUAUAUAAUAUUCAAGUGGUCUCUAUAGGGGUUUAGGGUCUGGAUAUUACGUUCAAGAGGUCCCUAUAGGUUUUAGGGUCUGUAUAUAAUAUUCAAGUGUUCCUAAUAGGGUUUUAGGGUCUGAUCAAAAACGUCAUUUUUGUCGAUCAUAUAUCUGACCUGAAAAAAGCUCGGGCUUCUUGGGUCAGGCCGCCCGUUUUUGGUUGAAGCCCCGGACAGGCCCUUUUCGAGACCCCUGACCUCGGUUAAGCUCACCCAAGACGCUACUAAGCAACCCUAGGGACCACUUAAGAGUUCUAACGCCGCUAAAAAAUAUUGGGCUCACCAAUACAUCGGCUUGAUUCCACCCCAGGCUUUUGCGCGCGAAAAAAAGAUUUGAAAAAAAAAUCCAGCCGACGUAUGAGCUUACUAUAAAUACUCCGUUAUAAGCUGCUGGCAUGAUUUGUUUUUUUCCAAUACUUGUUGCUAACUUUGAACCAAUCUCUAUUUUGUUCAGAUAUUGGAAUCGCUUUCGAGCAAUAUUCCGACUUUGAGACGUUGUGCCGCCGAAAAACUCUAUGAACACUUCUGUUGUGAUCCGGAGGCUGAUGAUGAGGUUCUUUGGUUUUUUUUUUGUUGAAAAAUCUCAAGAAAAAUAAUGGAUCCAUUCCAAAUGCCGGCCGAGCUGUCGAAAAUUUGAACUUUAUUAAGAACUAUGCGAGAAAAAGUCUUCUCUCCACGGAAUUCCGAAGAAAAAAUUUUCAUUUUUCAAACAUUUUACGGCUUUUCUUGUAUGUCAAAAAGUAUUGAAACUUAUUUUUCACCCAUAAAAGUUCCCAGGUGCUCCAACUCCUCUGCGAGACUAGCUGGCAGGACAACGAUGACGUCACGAGCGCCCUCAACGCUGCCGCCGACGUCAAACAACGUCUUCUGAAUCCAAUCAGAUGA
This is a messenger RNA of Caenorhabditis auriculariae, 32053 nucleotides long. Lineage: Eukaryota; Metazoa; Nematoda; Chromadorea; Rhabditida; Rhabditidae. The record is from the annotation of a GenBank genome assembly.